AUGGCAUCCCAUGAUGAGAUCUGGGACGACUCUGGCCUAGUGAACUCAUGGAACGAGGCAUUGGCAGAGUACAAGCAUCACCUAGCUAACCACGGGCCACAACAGAAAUAUCACAGCAUACACGCCGAAGGAGCAGCACUUCCCGAGGGUGUCGCUGGUGAAGUCGAAGAUCAGAGUGCCAAGCCUAGCGGUGCUGCAAAUCUCCAUCAGGAGGAGGAGGACGGCGCGGCACCCGCUGUUGAAGUGAAGGUUAUUAAAGAUCAAAGUCUAACCAAGAAACAGACUACACCCGUCAACACAAUUCAAAACGGACUGGAAACCCAACAAUCUGCUGCUGCUGAACCUACCGCAGCGAGCUUGCCUGGUCCCGGACCCCAACUGAUGUUGGGUUCGGUGCAGGAUGAAGAGCUCAAGAAGCUCUUGAUGUCAUGGUACUACGCAGGCUACUACACCGGUCUCUACGAAGGGAAACAAAAGGCUCUGCAUGAGCAGGCACAGCACACUUACGACGGCCUAUGUUCCAUCGUGAAUAGCUCCAUGCCCAAGCCGGGCUUGCCAGGCUUCAACGAUACCGAUGGCUCUCUUUCUGAUAUACCGCUCACAUCAUAG
Neurospora hispaniola is the source of this 609-nucleotide messenger RNA. RefSeq lists its product as uncharacterized. Bases 1 to 609 code for a protein of 202 amino acids. NCBI's taxonomy places the organism in Eukaryota, Fungi, Ascomycota, Sordariomycetes, Sordariales, Sordariaceae. The record is from RefSeq and is a predicted model, not a curated record. Gene Ontology annotation, cellular component: nucleus. The transcript is spliced from 6 exons.